AUGAUGUUCCCUGGCCUCCUCGCACCCCACGCCGGGUACCCCAGCCUCCUGCGCCCUACGCCCACCUUAACGCUGCCCCAGUCCCUCCAGUCGGCAUUUUCCGGCCAUUCGAGCUUCCUGGUGGAAGAUCUAAUCCGCAUCAGCCGACCCCCCGCUUACCUGCCCCGCAGCGUGCCCACGGCCACCGGCCUGUCGCCCCCCAGGUCCGGUCCCCCCUCGGCCCUCACAGACACCGGAGCCUCUGACUUAGGCUCUCCGGGUGCGGGCAGCCGGCGCGGCGGCUCUCCGCAGACGAUCGUCUCCUCUGCCAGUGAGCCCACGUUUCUGAAGUUUGGGGUGAAUGCCAUUCUUUCUUCGACUCCCAGAACCGAAACGCCCCCUGCCUUGCUCCAGAGCGUCCCUCCCAAGACCUUCGCCUUUCCCUAUUUUGAAGGCUCCUUCCAGCCCUUCAUCAGAUCUUCUUAUUUCCCAGCAUCGUCCAGUGUGGUGCCCAUCCCUGGUACCUUCUCCUGGCCGCUGGCAGCGCGCGGCAAGCCACGCAGGGGCAUGUUGCGCAGAGCCGUGUUCUCCGACGUGCAACGCAAAGCGCUGGAGAAGAUGUUCCAGAAGCAAAAGUACAUCAGCAAGCCGGACCGCAAGAAGCUGGCUGCCAAAUUGGGCCUGAAAGAUUCACAGGUGAAAAUCUGGUUCCAGAACCGUCGCAUGAAAUGGCGCAACUCCAAAGAGCGCGAACUUCUGUCCAGCGGGGGCUGCCGCGAGCAGACUCUUCCCACCAAACUCAACCCGCACCCCGACCUCAGCGACGUGGGUCAGAAGGUCCCUGGGGACGACGAGGACGAAGAGGAGGGUCCAGGCAGCCCACGCCACCACUUGGCUUUUCACACAUCGCCAGACCCCCGGCACCUUCGGGACUCACGGCUUGAUGGGGCGCUGCCUUCCUCCCCUGCACACUCCAGCAGUCCUGGCAAACCUUCGGAUUUCUCCGACUCCGAGGAGGAGGACGAGGACGAGGACGAGGAGAUCACCGUGUCCUAG
Messenger RNA from Suncus etruscus (white-toothed pygmy shrew), 1035 nucleotides. RefSeq names its product developing brain homeobox 1 (gene DBX1). The record is from RefSeq and is a predicted model, not a curated record. Gene Ontology annotation, biological process: regulation of transcription by RNA polymerase II; cell differentiation in spinal cord. The transcript is spliced from 4 exons. NCBI's taxonomy places the organism in Eukaryota, Metazoa, Chordata, Mammalia, Eulipotyphla, Soricidae. Bases 1 to 1035 code for a protein of 344 amino acids. Gene Ontology annotation, molecular function: DNA binding; DNA-binding transcription factor activity, RNA polymerase II-specific.